Molecule: messenger RNA, 1438 nt
Organism: Cuscuta europaea
Lineage: Eukaryota; Viridiplantae; Streptophyta; Magnoliopsida; Solanales; Convolvulaceae
Source: the annotation of a GenBank genome assembly
AUAACCAAAAUGGGGAAAAUAAGGUGAAUAUUGAUAAUUCCGAGGCUCCCUCUAUAUAUAGUGAAAAAAUGCAGACUUUUCCGCAAAGCGAAGAUAGUCCAAUCUUGGAAGACGGUUCUCAUUCUUAGGAGCAAACGGAGCUAGACACAACCAUUUUCUUCUCCAGUCCCCUUCUUUACUCAGACCAGUUACCCAAUCUCUAUUUAUUCCUUCCCUUAAAAUUAGGGUUCUCAAUUCUUUCCUUCUCUGUUGGAUAAAUUUGGAUUCUUUUUAGAUUUUUGGCUCUCUGGCCGGAAGAUUGGGUUUUGUUGGCUGUUUGGGUAGUGAAAAAAAUCUGAUUUUGGGGCUUUCUGAAAGAAAGGUGUACACAGCAAUGGCUAGGUGGAAAAAGGGUGAAGGGUUGGGGUUAGGGUUGGUGAGGAGCCGCUCGUUUGGGAGGAAAAGAGUUGCCUUGCCAAUUGCUGCUGCUGCUAUAAUGGAAGAAGACGACCAUAAUGAAGAUUUCAUUUCCACCACCGACUCCUCCCCUCCAAAGAGACAUUGUUCCGAGGUUUCAUUUCCUGCUUGUCAAAAGUCUGUUCUUGAUUCUUUGCCGCAGGAUGUUCUGAUCAAAAUAGUCUGUGGGGUGGAACAUGAUGAUUUGAAGAGACUGUUUCAUGUGUCAAAGGGAAUUCGAGAAGCCGUAAGUGUGUCUAUGUUUGGAAUUUGGAAACUACUAAAUCCAUUCCUGUGACUGUUUUUAGUGUAUUCUCCACCUUUUUGUUUUAAUGGUUUUGAAAUUGUGAUGACAAACAGACCUUAAUUGCUAAGAAAUGGCAUUUCGAGUAUAGCACACCAAGGAAAACUGUUGGCUUCAAGAACAGAAACUGCACUGAGAAAUCAAAAUGGAGUGAUGUGGUGGAUGAAGUGGAAGCCCCAAAUGCACCUUUCAGGCAAUUUAGGGUACCGAAAUCUCGGUUAAACGGGAAAAAGCUUGCGGAUUUAUCAGUUGAGCUCUUCGCAACGAAUGGGGACGACAAUUGGCCGAGGAGAAGAGGGGAUUUAUUUAUGGAAAUGGAAGAAGCAGAGUUAUAGGUAGUUAGUGAAGAGAAUAAGCAGGUCCUGUACAUGCCAAUGUUUGUUGUACAAAUGGUAUGUUAGUUUCUGUACAUUAAUUAUGAGGAUAGAUGUUGAGAAGCAAGGUAGUUUAUUCUUCAAUUCAUUCAUUGAAGGAUUGGGUUGGCUGAGCUUGGGGUUUGUUUGUACAAGUAGCUAGCUGGGGAGAAAUAGAAUGAAUGGAUAAUUAUACUCCUCAUUAUAGUUAUGUGGAAGGAUAGAUGGAUUGUUGCUUCUUCUCUUUCCAUAAGAGAAGGCUGAGAUGUAAAUAUUAGUAUUUUGGGUGAGUUGAUGAUGAAAUAAUUAAUGAAAGGAAUGGCUUUUCAUACCUUUUUCUCCAAUA